Messenger RNA from Spirometra erinaceieuropaei, 2467 nucleotides. The record is from the annotation of a GenBank genome assembly. Lineage: Eukaryota; Metazoa; Platyhelminthes; Cestoda; Diphyllobothriidea; Diphyllobothriidae.
AUGUUCAAGAACACAUUCCAAAGUGGAUUUCUUUCAGUUUUGUUCAGUAUUGGUAGUAAGCCAUUGCAAAUAUGGGAUAAAAAUGUACAGUUUUACUUUAUUUAUAAGUUUUGCAAAGGUUCAAAAUGGUCACAUAAAAAGAAUUACCGAUAACGACAUCCAGUCGCUUGUCCUUGAAGUGAUGGGAACAAAUGUGAGGUAGGAGCUGUUCGAAUUAUUAAACAGGAGACUUCUAGUACAACCUUUAUAUCCUGUCCGAAUGAUCGGAAGAAGACACUUGGGAUCAAACUUCCAUUUCUUGUAAUGAUUGUCAAAAAUCUGAAGAAGUACUUUACUUUCGAAGUUCAGGUACAGCAGAAAAAUAUUAUUUAAUCUCUUUAGGUUCUUGAUGACAAACAAGUAAAACGGCGGUUUCGGGCAAGCAAUUACCAGAGUACAACCAGAGUCAAACCCUUCAUCUGCACAAUGCCGAUGCGUUUAGAUGAAGGCUGGAAUCAAAUUCAAUUCAACUUGGCUGAUUUCACCAAAAGGGCCUAUGGUACAAACUAUCUGGAAACUCUGCGUGUCCAGGUAUGUCAUGAUUUUACUUAUUUUACAAUUCGAUCAGGCUUUAAUCUACUCGACCAUUUACUGUGUUUUUACAUCUGUUAAAGUAAAUUUACUUUCAAAUAUGUAGUCAUUUUAUUGUGGCUCAAAAUGCGGAUUAACGCGAAUGUAACUAUUUGUAAAGUUUGUUACUGACACGAAUUUGUGUAUGCAUGUUUUAGAGCGUUAACUGUUUGGGAAUGUAUGACAUAUACACAUUAUGAUAUUUUACUCAUAUACGAUCAGACAGGCUGGCAGGCCCACGGGCUGUAUUUAAAUUGCACGUACUAAGGCACAAGUGCCUUAUUUGUAAACGCUUCAACCGAAAUCACUAGUAAAUUCUCGCUUGUUUUCAUUUUGACUAUAUUGCCACGAUUUCGGUUCCGUAAAUAAUCGACUGGUUUGAAAUAAGUUCACAAAUGUCGGUAAAAACCUCUUGGCUUUAAUUAAGGCACGAUCACCAACCCCUUUCAUGUUUUAAAUGGCGUUUAAGUACUUGUUUCAAAACUUCGUAUUUCCCGAGUUCUGUUUGCUUCAGGUUCUAUGUUACUGUAAUGGCGUUUUGCGGGUCCAAAAUAAAGUGUAUCUAAAGUACUAAAUGCUAAAAAUGUAAUGUUACUUAAGUGUGCUUUAUCAUGUCGUGCUGACAAUGCUAAACAUAAAGUCAUUUUCGACAUAUCAUUCCCAGUCAUCUGACUCUUUCAACUUUUUAGGGAAAACUUAAAUUUUACCCGCGUAAGGCCAUUCUACUCUCUAUUAAACCGGCAUUACCAAAGCUUAAUGUAGAGUAACGCCCGUCACUCAUCUUGAUUAUUAAAGGACUUGUUUUUCUGUAAGCAAACUAGAACUUGAUUUGAAUUACGAGGGAAAUAACAUUGCCUAUAGUCCUUUGAAAGCUCAUGUUGCUUCAUUUGACCUAAAUAUUUUAAAGAAAAAUAUGUCCUCAUUUUCAACCACGCAUUUUAGCGCGUUUAAAAACGCAUGCUCCUGUUUAAGAAGAGCAAACUAUCUGGUGCUAUAAGUUCAGCACGUGUCUGGAAACAGGCGCGCGUUCAGAAAAGGUGCUGUAAAAUGGGUUAUGCCACUUUAGGCAAGGUUGACGCUAUCGGUCAUUUCGUCCUCAAAAUAUCUCGGCUAAAAUAUCUCAUAUAAGUGCACCCGUUUUGAUGUAACUUCGAGGGUAUCUUUCGCAAUGAUUUAUUCCAUGCUAUUUGUUUUACAGUCUCCACAGCAGUUGUGCUAAACAGCAACAUUUGCCAAUUUGCGCUUAAACGAUUCUCGGAGAAUUUGUGCUUUGAGAUUCCAUUUUUUGUUUAAUACUUAUAUUCAAUCUGAACAGCACGGAAAUUGUAACAACAUUUAUAACUUCUACGUUACCUGAGAACCUCGACAUUAAAACCCUCCGGGGUAAAAGCUGCGUUUAGUCAUACAUAGUUUAGUGCAGUUUCACAAAUAAAUUGUGCAACAGAUCGUCCUGUUUGAGCGAAAUAAGCUUUUCUGGUGAACCGGCGUUUGCACGAGAAUUAUCUUGUCCUCUGUUUAAUUGGCAGACAAAUGAGAGAUCUUAUUAAGAGAGGUUUCUUUUGUAAAGAUACUAGAUGUACGUUUUAUUGCUUCUUUGAAAUUUGGCGUAAAUACGUUAGAUUCAUUUCCUUUUUACUGUAUGAAAACCAUUUUUUGUUGCCGUCGUGCCUGUGCGCUUAUACUCUUUUUAUGGUUGAAUAUAUGAGAAACACUCUUUACCCUUUCACAGAUCCACGCAAAUUGCCGGAUAAGGAGAGUUUACUUUUGCGAUCGGCUGUAUUCUGAGGAUGAGUUGCCAGCAGAAUUCAAGCUUUAUCUACCAGUUCAGAGCAAAGCCGGCCACUCGGGCCCUCAAUGA